AGCUGUCCGUGCUCUUGAAAUGUUGUGGCUUCAGUCUGGCACAGAGGAAGAAGAAGAGAGGAUCACUCUGCUGCAGCUAGAACUCAGCAACAUCUCCACAAUGAAGACUUUGCCAGUGAUUGUGAUUGUUUGUGUGGUGAUGACUCUGACUGGAGCUGAUGCUCCUCCAGAAGCAAAGUCCAGUGAUAUUCAAACUGCAAAGAGCCAACUGAUCAAGAGGUCCACACAUUGCCCUGGUUGGUCUGAGUACAAUGGACGCUGUUUCAUCUUCAUUCCUACCCACAUGACUUGGGCUACAGCUGAGAGAAACUGUCGGUCCCUGCGUGGAAACCUUGCAUCGGUCCGUGAUGUCUUUGAGUACCAAGCGAUCCAGAAGGUGAUAUGGAGUAGCACUCAUGCGUAUCCAAAAACAUGGAUUGGAGGCAAUUAUGGUGGAGAGAAGGGUUUCUGGCUGUGGAGUGAUGGGACGCCUUUCCACUAUUCAAACUGGUGUCGUGGAGAGCCCAAUAACCUUGGGGGUCGACAGAACUGCAUACAAAUGAAUUUUAGGGAUUACAAGUGCUGGGAUGAUGAGAAGUGUCAUCUACGCCGUCCAUCUGUCUGUGCCAAGAAAAUUCAAUGAAUCCUGAAACAGAAGAACUUGUCACGAACACUGGAGGACGUGUGCUGAUGUGUGUGUUUUCAUGCUCUUGUUUCUUAAGCUAAUCACUCUGGAGCCUCUUUAUAUUUCUUCUAUCACUGUAACGCAACUAAAGGAGUGAAGCGACAAGUCAAAUCAACAGAAGCUGGUUUGCCUCAGAGGCUUUGUGCCUUUUAAUAAGAACAGACCAAAUGUGUUAUGAAAAGAAUGCUGUUAGCAAAACUUCCUUCUGCACAAUUAACUCGCAUUUACUGAUUUUGGCAAAAUUAAAAGUCUGAAGCAUUAAAAGAAGUGUCUCUGUGAGUGUGUGUUACAUGUCUUGAUUUUAAUGAGUAUUA
Messenger RNA from Mugil cephalus (flathead mullet), 978 nucleotides. Its product is annotated as ladderlectin-like. The record is from RefSeq and is a predicted model, not a curated record. Bases 20 to 622 code for a protein of 200 amino acids. The transcript has 7 exons. NCBI's taxonomy places the organism in Eukaryota, Metazoa, Chordata, Actinopteri, Mugiliformes, Mugilidae.